Alnus glutinosa is the source of this 2724-nucleotide messenger RNA. RefSeq lists its product as uncharacterized. Bases 195 to 2444 code for a protein of 749 amino acids. The record is from RefSeq and is a predicted model, not a curated record. Lineage: Eukaryota; Viridiplantae; Streptophyta; Magnoliopsida; Fagales; Betulaceae. The transcript has 5 exons.
UUAAUAAACACAUGCCUACAAACUAGUUUCUCUCUCUCAUUUGCUCUUUUCAAGAACCAUCCCAGCUUCGUUUCUGGGAUAGGCUUUUUUUCCGCAGCAGUCAAAUCUCAGCCUAAAUGAUGUAGAGCACUUUGGCUUCUGAUUUUGAGCUCAAAGAAACUAAUAGUCUCAAACAGAAUAUCUGAAACUAAUAAAUGAAUCUGAAGAAUCUGAUGGAAGACAAGAAACUGGAUUUUAAUCAGCCUCUUUUAUCUGUGAGGAGAGUUUCAUCAACCGCGGUCCCCUCACAAGCUGAAAACAAAGGGAAAGCUGAUAAUUCAUUACCCAAAAUACCUCCCCUUCCUGUUUACAAGUCAGAGCUGAAAUCAGGUCCAGUGAGGAACGCAGGAACUGUUCCUUUCAUUUGGGAAAAAACCCCAGGAAAACCCAAGGAUGAAAGGAAAGCACAAACUUUGACUCGUGAACAGCCUCAUAUCGGCCCAAAGCUUCCACCUGGAAGGGUUCCAAACGUCAAACAGCAAGAUUGGGAUAAAGGUUCUAAAGCUAUGACUAUUACUGAGUACAAAACAGAAAAUUUCCUCCCCAGUUCUCAAAAUAUUUCAUCUCUGGAUAAAAAUGUGAAUAAAUAUGAGAGCUUCAAAGAGAAGAUGGAGGUGAGGGAGGGUUCUGGUUCAGAGGAUGGUGACGAGGCCUAUUUAGAUGCACUUGAUACAAUUUCUAGGACAGAAUCAUUCUUUAUGAACUGCAGCAUAAGUGGGUUGAGUAGCUUGGAUGCUCCAGAUGGUAAACCAUCUGGAGCGUUCUCAAUGGAUCCACAAACUCGGGAUUUCAUGAUGGGUCGUUUCUUACCUGCAGCAAAGGCAAUGGCUUCUGAAACACCUCAACAUGCUACUUGGAAGCAACCUAUUCUACGAGAGCAACCGGGGCAGUUAGAGAAGUUGGUAACUAGGGAUAAGCGUGGUCCACUAAGUCAGUAUAGACCAAAUGUUGUACCCCAUCAUGCCCAUGAUAUAGGUGGGAAAGAAAGUGAAGAUGAAGCUGAUGAUUAUGAUGGAUCUGAAAUUUCAUCAGCUAGAGUUUGUGGGUUAUUUCCUAGGUUUUGCUUUAAAAAUUCUUUUUGCCUUUUGAAUCCUGUACUGGGUAUGAGCAUGCAGACAGGGUUACCCAUUUCUUCUGUCCGCAGAGUGAAGGCAAAAUCUUUAUAUUCGGGUUCUUGCAAUGAACCUGAAAAAGAGCAUGAUGGGGAUGCUGUAUAUGAGCAAAGAUCACUAGAUGGACAUGCAACAGCUAAACUGCAUGAAGAAAGUGAUUGUGGGAAAUCAGAUGAAACAUCUCUGAUAAGGCAUUUGCAGGGUAAUGGCAUAUCAGCCUGCCAGAGUGAAUCUUGCCUUUCUCUCCAUGAAGCAAAGGGUUUUCUUGGUUUUUCUGAAAAAGCUAAGAAUUCCAGGGUGAAUGGAUCGGAUUUUGAUAGAAAAGGCCACAACAUUUUUCAAGAAUUAUUGGCCAAUGAGAGUACUGAAUGGGAAUCAGGCUCUUUGAGUCCCGUGGUUGAGAAAACACUCUAUAUUGAUUCUGUACAUACAGUAAAAUCUCGAAAUUCAAAUUCAAGUUCUUCAGAUAUGAGGGGUUUAACUGAUUACAUAGAGGAUGAUUUUAGGAUUCCUGUAAAAAGUAGUGAAACGGAAAAAAGCCCUUCAGUAGAUUCUUCAGUUCAAGAUUUAAAGCACUUGAGUUCAGUGGAUAAAAAGGCAAAAGUGCGACUUGAAAGUUCGGAGUCUGUUGAUGCCUGUUUUCUGUCUUGUUGGGACAGAUCCAAUCAUGACAUACAAAUGGAAAUGGUGAAUGAUUCCGAACAGGAUCAGGAUCUUACUCUUGAUUCUAUUCAACUGACAAGCUCAAAAGAUACUAAGAAAUUUGAUUCAGAAAUCCAGCAGCCCUUAAAAUCAGGUGAUUCAGAAGGUACUCACGGCCUUACUCAGGAUUCUAGUAUAUUGACAAGCUCUAAAGUGGCUGACAUUGGGAAGAUUGGUUUAGAAAACCGACGGCCUAAGAAAUCUUAUACUCGAGAAAGUUCUGGUGGUCUUAUUCAGGAUUCUGUCACAUUUGCAAGCUUAAAAGUGGGUGAGAAGAUUGAUUUAGAAAACCAACGGCCUAAAACAUUAGGUAAUGAAGAGACUUCUCAUGGCAAGUAUCCACACCUUCCUCUCGGCCCACCAUUACCAAAAUCGCCAUCUGAGUCUUGGCUAAAGCGUACUCUGCCUACCAUUUGCUCAAGGAAUUUAUCUUCAAGGUCUUCUCUUGCCAUGAGCAUUAAUACUAGAAACCCAUCUUCCAAGACAACCGCUCUUGAUUCGAACUGGGAAACAAUUGUUAAAACUUCCAAUGCUCGACAUGGGCAUUUGCGGUUCUCUGAGGAGUUACUGACACCUAUACCAGAAGCUUAAGAGUUUGGAAGCUUUAUCUGACGUCCGUGCACUCUUGCAUUUGGCUGGAAUGUGCAUCACUUUGUGGUGUUGAAGAUAGUCAAAGUUAUUUUUUUCCAUGUCAUUUUUUUCUUUUCUUUCGGAGGCUUUCCCUUUUUGGUUUCUAUACUCAGAAGUCAGUAUAUAAUCACGAGUGUAAAUCAACAUCCCAAUGCACCCUGUAAUAAGAAUUUUUGACCAGUUAUUCUCUUGUAAAUCUCAUCAACUUGUUGAACUAAACCAAAGUUUUUUUUUCCUUUCA